Drosophila rhopaloa is the source of this 6445-nucleotide messenger RNA. RefSeq names its product protein sax-3 (gene robo1). The transcript has 18 exons. NCBI's taxonomy places the organism in Eukaryota, Metazoa, Arthropoda, Insecta, Diptera, Drosophilidae. The coding region runs from base 196 to 4365 and encodes 1389 amino acids. Gene Ontology annotation, biological process: axon midline choice point recognition; Roundabout signaling pathway; cell-cell adhesion. Gene Ontology annotation, cellular component: plasma membrane; axon. The record is from RefSeq and is a predicted model, not a curated record. Gene Ontology annotation, molecular function: protein binding; axon guidance receptor activity.
UUUCCACAGACACGACCCACGUCCAAUUGUGAGUUUUCACUGCGCUCCGAAUAUCACUUAAAUCGCAGGAAAAUAGUUAAUUUGCAGCAGCUAAAUUGGAGAUCACAAAAAAAAACACCAAAAAACAACCAACGCCACAAUGAUCGCCGCUACUUUGGGUCAUCUGUAGAGUCAUCGCAACAGCACCACCAUCAUAUGCAUCCCAUGUAUCCCGAAAACCACGCCAUCGCCUGGAGCACGAGCACCACUAUUAACCCUUGUCGCAGCCGGAGCAGCAGGAUGCUGCUCCUGCCGUGGCUGCUACUCCUCCUGGUGGCCAGCAGUGGCCUGCCAGCUGUCAGAGGCCAGUACCAAUCGCCGCGCAUCAUCGAGCAUCCCACGGACCUGGUGGUCAAGAAGAAUGAACCCGCCACACUCAACUGCAAAGUGGAGGGCAAGCCGGAACCCUCUAUCGAGUGGUUUAAGGAUGGCGAACCCGUCAGCACCAACGAAAAGAAAUCGCACCGCGUCCAGUUCAAGGACGGCGCCCUAUUCUUCUACAGGACGAUGCAGGGCAAGAAGGAGCAGGACGGCGGGGAGUACUGGUGCGUGGCCAAGAACCGAGUGGGCCAGGCCGUUAGUCGCCAUGCCUCGCUCCAGAUUGCUGUUUUGCGCGACGAUUUUCGCGUGGAGCCCAAAGACACGCGAGUGGCCAAAGGCGAGACGGCUCUGCUGGAGUGUGGGCCGCCCAAAGGCAUUCCAGAGCCAACGCUCAUUUGGAUAAAGGAUGGCGUUCCCUUGGACGACCUGAAAGCCAUGUCUUUUGGCGCCAGCUCACGCGUGCGAAUCGUGGAUGGUGGCAACCUGCUCAUCAGCAAUGUGGAGCCCAUUGACGAAGGCAACUACAAGUGCAUUGCCCAGAAUCUGGUGGGCACUCGCGAGUCCAGUUAUGCCAAGCUGAUUGUCCAGGUCAAACCCUACUUUAUGAAGGAGCCCAAAGACCAGGUGAUGCUCUACGGACAGACUGCCACUUUCCACUGCUCCGUAGGCGGGGAUCCACCCCCAAAAGUGCUAUGGAAAAAGGAGGAGGGCAAUAUUCCGGUAUCCAGGGCUCGAAUCCUACACGAUGGGAAGAGUUUGGAAAUCUCCAGCAUCACACCCACCGACGAGGGCAUCUACGUCUGUGAGGCACAAAACAAUGUGGGUCAGAUCAGCGCCAGAGCUUCGCUCACAGUGCAUGCUCCACCCAGCUUUACCAAGCGACCGAGCAACAAGAAAGUCGGACUGAAUGGCGUCGUCCAGUUGCCUUGCAUGGCUUCCGGAAAUCCAGCACCCUCUGUUUUCUGGACCAAGGAAGGAGUAUCGACGCUCAUGUUUCCAAACAGCUCCCACGGAAGGCAGCAUGUGGCUGCCGAUGGAACACUUCAGAUCACGGAUGUGCGGCAGGAGGAUGAAGGCUUCUAUGUGUGCUCCGCUUUCAGCGUCGUAGAUUCCUCCACGAUACGGGUUUUCCUGCAGGUCAGCUCGGUGGACGAGCGCCCUCCUCCUAUUAUCCAAAUAGGACCUGCCAACCAGACACUCCCUAAAGGAUCGGUGGCCACUUUACCGUGUCGUGCCACUGGAAAUCCCAGUCCCCGUAUCAAAUGGUUCCAUAAUGGACAUGCCGUACAAACUGGCAACCGAUACAGUAUUAUCCAGGGCAGCUCUCUGAGAGUGGAUGAUCUUCAAAUUAGUGACUCCGGAACCUACACUUGCACUGCAUCUGGGGAACGAGGAGAGACUUCCUGGGCAGCCACUUUGACAGUCGACAAAGCUGGCUCUACAUCUCUUCAUCGGGCAGCAGAUGCUAGCACUUAUCCUGCUCCGCCUGGCACACCCAAAGUCCUGAAUGUCAGCCGCACCAGCAUCAGUCUUCGAUGGGCCAAAAGCCAAGAAAAAACUGGCGCUGUGGGACCGAUCAUUGGCUACACCGUGGAGUACUUUAGUCCAGAUGUGCAAACUGGUUGGACUGUGGCAGCCCAACGAGUGGGCGACACCCAAGUCACUAUCUCUAAUCUCAGUCCUGGCACUUCAUAUGUAUUCCUAGUUAGAGCUGAAAAUACUCAGGGCAUAUCUGCACCCUCGGGUUUAUCUAAUGCCAUUAAAACCAUUGAGGAGGAUUUCGAUGCUGCUUCUGCAAAUGAUUUGUCAGCAGCUAGAACUUUACUUACUGGAAAGUCCGUAGAGCUGAUAGAUGUAUCGGCUAUAAAUGCCAGUGCCGUUCGUUUGGAUUGGAUGCUGCACGUGAGCGCUGAUGAAAAAUAUGUAGAGGGCCUUCGAAUACACUACAAAGAUGCAAGCUUGCCAUCAGCACAGUAUCACUCGAUAACGAUUAUGGAUAUUUCUGCGGAUUCGUUUGUAGUAGGAAACCUCAAAAAGUAUACCAAAUAUGAGUUCUUCCUAACACCUUUCUUUGAGACCAUUGAAGGGCAGCCCAGUAACUCAAAAAUAGCCCUUACUUAUGAAGAUGUUCCUUCUGCACCACCGGACAACAUACAGAUCGGCAUGUACAACCAAACCGCCGGAUGGGUCCGUUGGACUCCGCCACCCGCCCAACAUCACAACGGCAAUCUGUAUGGAUACAAGAUUGAGGUCAGUGCCGGAAACACCAUGAAGGUUCUUGCCAAUAUGACCCUCAACGCCACCACCACUUCUGUGCUUCUGAACAACCUAACCACUGGAGCUGUGUACAGUGUGCGAUUGAACUCUUUUACCAAGGCAGGAGAUGGACCCUACUCCAAACCGAUAUCACUCUUCAUGGACCCGACUCAUCAUGUUCAUCCGCCACGGGCCCAUCCUAGUGGCACUCAUGAUGGCCGACAUGAGGGUCAAGAUCUGACCUACCAUAGCAAUGGAAAUUUACCCACCGGCGACAUCAAUCCCACCACUCAUAGAAAGACGACUGACUAUUUAUCUGGCCCCUGGCUUAUGGUGUUGGUCUGCAUUAUCCUCCUAGUCCUUGUAAUUUCGGCAGCUAUUUCCAUGGUAUACUUUAAGAGGAAGCAUCAAAUGACCAAGGAGCUGGGUCACUUAAGUGUGGUCAGUGACAACGAAAUUACAGCACUGAACAUCAAUAGCAAGGAAAGCCUGUGGAUAGACCACAACCGUGGCUGGCGAACUGCAGAUACUGACAAGGAUUCGGGCUUGAGCGAAUCAAAACUAUUGUCCCACGUAAACAGCAGUCAGUCGAACUACAAUAACUCUGAUGGCGGAACCGACUACGCCGAAGUAGACACCCGUAACCUGACCACCUUCUACAAUUGUCGCAAGAGUCCUGAUAACCCCACUCCUUAUGCCACUACUAUGAUCAUUGGAACCUCCUCUAGUGAGACCUGCACCAAGGCAACAUCUUUGAGUGCCGACAAGGAUUCGGGAACUCAUUCGCCCUAUUCGGAUGCAUUUGCUGGCCAAGCACCAGUUGUUCCUGUUGUGAAAUCCAAUUAUCUACAAUAUCCGGUUGAGCCAAUCAAUUGGUCUGAGUUCCUACCACCGCCGCCAGAACAUCCACCACCGUCUUCAACCUACGGAUAUGCACAGGGGUCCCCGGAAUCUUCGAGGAAGAGCUCCAAAAGCGCUGGUUCAGGCAUUUCCACAAACCAAAGCAUUUUGAACGCCUCCAUACACAGUAGUUCCUCGGGCGGCUUUUCGGCCUGGGGCGUAUCGCCGCAAUACGCCGUCGCCUGUCCUCCGGAAAACGUGUACAGCAAUCCGCUGUCGGCGGUGGCCGGCGGCACCCAGAACCGCUACCAGAUUACGCCCACCAGUCAUCCAUACUUCGCCACCGCGUCUCCAGGGGGAGUACCACCUAACCAACUGCCAUUUGCCACCCAGCGUCAUGCGUCCAGUGAGUACCAGGCUGGAUUGAAUGCGGCGCGAUGUGCCCAGAGCCGCGCCUGCAACAGCUGCGAUGCCUUGGCCACGCCAUCUCCCAUGCAACCCCCACCACCAGUUCCCGUUCCCGAGGGCUGGUACCAACCGGUGCAUCCCAACAACCACCCGAUGCACCCGACCACCUCCAGCCAUCAGAUCUACCAGUGCUCCUCCGAGUGCUCGGAUCACUCGAGGACCUCGCAGGGCCACAAGCGGCAGCUGCAGCUGGACGAUCACGGAAACAGCAGCAGCGGCAAACAGCGCGGUGGACACCACCGCCGACGACCACCGGUGGUGCAGCCGUGCCUGGAGAGCGAGAAUGAGAAUAUGCUGGCGGAGUACGAGCAGCGCCAGUACACCAGUGACUGCUGCAAUAGUUCCCGCGAGGGCGACACUUGCUCCUGCAGCGAGGGAUCCUGUCUGUACGCUGAGGCGGGUGAACCGGCGCCCCGUCAAAUGACUGCUAGGAACACCUAAGGAAGAAGUCAUUGGACCUUCCCAAAUGGGUGGAUUAGUAUUAAAAAUAGCAUCUAGUCUAACCCUUCAUUCAUAUCGAACUUGGAAUCAGUCUGGUGACUGGGUCAACUCUAAGUUUAUGCAUCAACUAUCGAAUUCGAAUGACUGAUGCCUUGUGUCCACUACAACAUGUUCCUCUUGGCGGUUAAGCACUUUUAUCAACAACAAACUUGCCCUACUAUUUAAAUUGUAUUUCAAAAAUUCAGAAGUAAAAACAGAUGCAGACACAAAAUGAGUGAACAUGUUGUAGUGGAUUCUUGGGUAUAACACUCAGAUACACAAAACCACACUUGUCGCAAUCAUGGGGGCAUUGUGCAGCUUUAGCAAUUACGAAUUUUCCAUUAUCACAUCUACCAGCGUAGAGACUCAUAGACAGGCACAGUGCUCCCCCAUCCACGCACCACAAAAAUGUUCCCCCAAUGGAAAACGAAAUACUUUGUACUUAAGAGAGGCGAGUGCUGUACGAUAGAUAUUGCUUCAUUAACGCGAGGAGACAGUAAUUACUAAAUAGCAGGGAUCUGUGUCCCAGCAGAACUUCAUUAAAAUACGUACUCAAAGGAACUUAUAGAAAAAGAUAAACCAGAUCAGGCCAUAGCAAGUACACACAAAAGGUGACUGACGACGUAUGUAGUUAGAACCAAAGUACACACAUUUGUACAGCAUGUUUUGGGGCUUUCGAAUCGGUCCUAGUCAUAGGCUUGAUAGCGAUACAAUAACAAUACUGAUUACGAUAUACUUGUAUGCAAAACUCUUUCAUAUCUACGAUCACAAUCGAGCAUUUGUCUCCGACUCGGACUUGUGGGCAGUGGAGUUGAGUUUGGAGGACAAGUGAAACGGCAGUUGCAAUGUUUAAUGGUUAGUGCUUUUCUAUAACAAGAAAUAAUAUAAUUCAUUGAUCCAGUGAAUAUAUAUGUAUACAUACUAAACGACACACACUACACAACUACUUACAUAGCAUUUAGACGAGUUGAGGAGCUGCACACGGCCAACAGAACAAACCCCAGUUGUCCGUUCCGUUGUCCUGUCCCUGUGCAGAUCCCUCCAUGACACAAUGUUUUCUACAAUCUUGCAUUUUGAAAAAAGUCUAAAAUGUACCUGUGAUAUAACCCCAUUAUACAUUAUAGUAUUUUAAUAAUUUUUUAUAUUUAUGGUUUUCUGAUUUUGAGUCGCGUUUUUUGUUCAUUCUGUUCGAACAACGAGGAAUGUUUGUUGUAAGUCCCCACGCAGAAAAGGUUUUUUUGGGAGCGUAUAUAGCAUAAUUUAGAACUUAGGCACGUACCACAUUAGAAUGCAAAAUGAAUAUAUCAUCAAAUCAAAUCGAAUCGAAGAGGAGGAGAGAAACGCUCAGAGAGUUCGGCUAGCCGAGGAGGCCCAAACACUUUUCUACAAACCACCAGAUCGUGAGUUGAAUCGGUAAAGGUGGGGUAGGAAGAAGUGUUUCGGGCCGAGUUGAUAGCUGUGGAUAUACGAAAUAUCCAUGUGGACUAGAGUCAACGAAUCGUUUAAACAAUACUAAACACAUAUGCAUUACAUUUACCUAUAUAGAGAUCAUAUAGCACCUAGAACCGCGCAUGUAUCAAAUCAAAUCAAAAUAUGCUUUAGCAUACACUCACACAAAUCCACUUCCUUGCUAGCCCGCCCAGAUCGGCCCGGCAUGUACAUAUAUAUAUUAUAUAUAUACAACAUACUCCUAAUCCUAAUAUCGAAUCCAACUUGCUUGAGUUGAACUGCCCUUCCGUAGCCAUAUACAUAUAGAAAAAGCAUAGUUGGGUCUGGGUUUUAAUAAUUAGCAUCUAGUUUCUAGAGUUGUGUAACGGGAGUAUUUUAAAGUCAUAGCGUAAACGAAUUUUAAGAACGAACAGAACCCCAAAAUCGAAGUAAACAUUUAAUUUUUAGUGCGUAAUGCCAUAAACGAACUUUUUCAGAAGCAAAAAUAAUAACUGACAUUUACUUACGAUAUAAAUACUAUAUCUAGAUAUAUACAUAUAGCAUUUAAAAUUACAUAAACAAUAAAGGAACAUUUUACAUAUAUGUGGAUAAA